GCCACCUGUUUUCCAUAAUGCCCCAAAAUGUGAGCCUCUGUGUGCCUUCACCUUCUGUUUCUGUGGUGGACUUCAUGUGGAGGCCUCUUCUUCUCAUGCUGCUGUGGCCCAGCCCGGUGAUGACAUCAUCACCGUCCACUGUGGCCAUGUGGCGCCAUGGCGACAGCAACGCCGCAAUGCAGGCCGCCAACAACGGCUGCUACUACUCCGAGUCGCUGGACAGAGGGCUGACUGUCCGCUGCAGUGCAAUGGGACUGACGCAGGUCCCUCCCGGCCUCCCCAACCGCACCGUUCGUCUGUACCUGGAUAACAACCAGCUCAGUUCCCUGCCGGCCGACUCUUUCUCUGCUCUGUCGCUGCUGUCUGUGCUCGACCUUUCGCACAACCAGCUGUCACUGCUGGAGGCCGGCUGCUUCAACGGUUUGUCUCCCUCGCUUCGCUUCCUCGACAUAUCAUCCAAUCGGCUCUCUACGCUGGACCCAGCCGCACUGGGGGGGCUGCGAGCACACGCCAACCUCACACACAACCCCUGGCACUGUGACUGCAAGCUACAGGUGUCGAUGCCCCAGUUGGACCUGGACCCCUCCUCCUUGGCAGAGGUGGUGUGCCAAACCUCCGACCUCCAUGGCCUCGGAGCCGUUGGGAUGCCGUUCGUCCUGCUGGCUGAGGACUGGGACCUGUGUCUGUCCCUGCGGAGGACCACAGAUGUGGCCAUGCUCGUCACCAUGUUCCUCUGGUUCUCCAUGGUGAUCUCCUACCUGGUUUACUACGUCCGGCACAACCAGGAAGAUGCCCGGCGGCACAUGGAGUACCUCAAGUCGCUUCCCAGCCGACAGGUUUAGAGACAAAUGGGCUUGGUGUGUCAUCUGGAGCCCAAAUGGAUAUCUGAUUCAGAAUCGUGUUCUCUAUCAAGUUCAACCAAGGCACUUGAGUUUGUUUUUGGUGUGACUGAUUUAGCAACAAAUUACCUGCACACCUGGCUCCUGCUCAUUGACUCUGCAAAGUCAUGUCUGCUGUUUUAUCUACACGAUCAAAGGGACAUAAAGCCUGUCAACCCACUGCCAGACAGACACUCCUGCAGGCCAUGCAUAUCUACCUUUAUAUGUAUGCUUCUGUGGGAGGAUGUCAUUUUCAGCACAUCUGUGUGUUUAUCGGUACCUGCUGGGUUGAAACCAGUGCAAACGACUGUUGUUGCAAACUAGACACAUGGAAAUGAAGUGUGUUAUUUUGU
Messenger RNA from Myripristis murdjan (pinecone soldierfish), 1231 nucleotides. RefSeq names its product leucine-rich repeat-containing protein 3B-like. The transcript is spliced from 5 exons. The record is from RefSeq and is a predicted model, not a curated record. Lineage: Eukaryota; Metazoa; Chordata; Actinopteri; Holocentriformes; Holocentridae. Gene Ontology annotation, molecular function: protein binding. The coding region runs from base 18 to 842 and encodes 274 amino acids.